This is a messenger RNA of Rattus norvegicus (Norway rat), 701 nucleotides long. Lineage: Eukaryota; Metazoa; Chordata; Mammalia; Rodentia; Muridae. The record is from RefSeq and is a predicted model, not a curated record.
AUGAAUCUGCAAACCCCUCAAUUCACCGUCUUUUAUGUGGGGAGCCCAGCCCCUGAUGUCGUGAAGAACUCCUUUCUUCAGCUUCCCUUGCUGAAGAACCCCACCCCUACCUUUCAAUAUCACCUCAAGGAAGCCAAAGCCCCGCACUGCUCGGCCUGCGAAGUAGCACUAAUAGGAACAAAGGAAAGGAAGCCACCAGCAAUUGACUGGGCUUACCACAAGGCCAGUGUGGCCAAGGCUGGCUUGGCGGAUGAUUGUGAAAAGCAGUUUAAUGCCCCGAAGAUCCCUGUGCCUGAGGAUAAACACACAGCCCUGGUGGAUGAGGAGAAGGAUGUGAACAACUGUGCUGAGUUUCUGUCUGGAUCUCAGGCCAGGAUCCAGAAGAAUGAGAAGCAGCUCGAGAAAAUGAAGAACAUAAUUCCCUCUGACCAGAUGAUCACUGAUGAGAUCUUCCCAGAAACUAAGCUAGACAAGAAGAAGAUGGCCCCACUAGCCCAUCAAGAGAGAACCUAUGAAGCAGGUCAGGAAGAGGCCCUGGCCAACAUAAAAUAAAACAUUUGCAUAGGAAGAAGAAAAAUCAAAGCCUGCCUCCAAGUGACACAUUUCCUCCAACAAGGUCACACCUACUAGGCCACAUGUCCUAAUCUUUCUCAAAUAGUGCCAGUCCCUGAUGACAAAGCAUUCAAAUAUAUGAAUCUGUG